AUGAGCGACGCCAGCGAGAUCGCCUCCUAUUCGCACGACGAGGGGCUGAUUGACGCCUUCCGAGACAGUCUCCGCGAUGGAAAUGUGUGUGCCAAGCUGCACGGAGCGCGAGGGGAGCCGACGAACGGCGACUUGAAACUGCUGGAGGAUAAAGUGACGCUGGUCUGGCAGCCCAAGGCGUUGCCGCUGCAGAGCUACAUGCCGCCGUCUCUACUGGCCAAGAUGGUGAUGAACAGCGUCAGUGUCGUCAUCACAGACGCUAAAAGUGUGCGAACGGGGCGUCAGACCACCAACUUUGUCCGCACGAUCAAGUAUUUAACGGCUGAUGAACUCCCAGAGAGCGACGAGAGGUGCUUAUCGCUGUUGGAGACCUUUGAUUUAGAAUUCCAAGACGAGCACACGCGCGAUAUUGCGCGUGCUUUCUUCCGACAACAAGCGGGACUGGAAGACGAAUCGAGCCCCGAGUCGGAAGAUUCUGUCACGUUCAGUGACAUUCAGCUUCCGACGGGGCUGCCAACUCGCUGCUACCAGGCCAUCGCGCAUCCGUCUUUCGAGUUGGCGGUGCUGGUGGCUGUGGUGGGCAGCAUGACGUCGGUGGGAUGGCGGUCGUUCCGGUACGUGACGAACAUCAAAGACGACGACGAAAUCGCCGAGGUGGCGAGGUUCGGGAUGACCGUCUUGGAGUACUUGCUGCUGGUGUUCCUCACCAUUGAGCAGAUUUGCAAAGGUGUUGGCCUUGAGGGGAUAAUGCCGCUGCUGCGGAGCAAGUGGGACGCGUUUGACCUCUUCGCCGUGACGAUCAGCUGGCUCGCAGUGCUGCCCUUCUCGUCACUUGCAGGGUUCAACCUCUUGUCGCUGCGUGUGUUCCGAGGGAUGAGGAUCUUCAAGCGCUGGAAAAGUUUCCAAGAGACGAUGGAGACGUUCCUCGUCUCGUUACCCAUGGCGGGAAAUGCGGUGCUGUGCUAUUGCUACUACCUGUUCCUGUUCGCGAUCUUGGGCAUGUAUCUUUUCAACGAUUCACUCUCUCAUCGCUGUGCGAUUCAAGCGGAUUCGGACAUCUUUAUCGCCCCAAUGGCUGCUGGAGAGUCUAGUAAAACGUACGUGGCUGAAACUCCAGUCCAUUUCUGCCGGAUGGACGACACUGCGUCGAGUUGCAAGUCCAAUAUGGAGUGCGUAGCCAUGCCACCGCCGGACAGAGGGUAUACCGGCUUCCACUCGUUCGAAGCGUCCUUCCUCACCGUAUUUUUGAUAACGCUGCGCUCGGGGUUUGGACCAUCACUAGACGGAGCUCAGCAGGCCUCGUCAUAUCUCUCCAUCAUCUACUUCAUCGGGCUUGUGGUGUUUGUGAGCUACAUGAUCCUGUCCUUGUUCGUAGGAAUCGUUCGUGGCAGCUACAUCACUGUGUCGAUCGUGCGCGCUGCGAAACACGCGGAGGCGGAGAAACGAAUGGAGAAAUACCUCAAGAAGGCUCGAGUGCAGUUCCCCAAAGGGACGGAAGCUUUCCCAGACGUGAUGCAAGUGGUUGAUGCGCAGUGGCAAGUGUACCGAGCACGGUUCAAGGAGUGGUUACUGCAGUCUCCUCUCUUUACAAGGUCCGACGGCACGUUUUUAAGCUGGUGCAGGCUGCGUCAAGAGCGGAUAUUUUUCCUUAUCGAGCCUGGGAGCUCCACCAUGGACAAAAUUUCGUCCAUUGCCGAGUCGUUGGCGUUCGAGCACUUGAUGAACCUCGUGGUCUUCUUCAAUUCUGUAUUGUUCGCGCUGGAAUAUCACGGAAUGAGCGAGAGCUACGCGGCUCGGCUGUACCUGAUCGAGAACUUCCUUAUGCUUGUGUAUGGCACUGAAUUUAUUAUCAUCGCAGCCGCUGCUGGUGGACUUUUCAGUUACUUGCAGAACCCGUGGAACCGAUUGGACUUUGUGCUGCUCGUGAUCGCGUGCGUCGAGUUCCUUCUACUCACGUGCUCCGUUCUCCUCUAUACGGACAGCUACGCGCGCGGGAUCUUCGUGCUGCGGUUGUUUCGCCUAGUGAGGCCGUUCAGAGUCGUGCGUCAGAACAACAAGCUGCUGCUGGUACUGGACGCGAUUCUGUCGAGUGUUCCCGCGUUCUUGAGCUCCAUUGCGUUCCAUCUGCUGCUCAACAGCGUGUUCGCUGUAGUCGGCAUGAAUCUGUUCGGAGGCAACUUCCCGCUCACGAUGCAGUCACACUUUAACACGUUCAGUGACAGCAUGCUCACGCUGUUCAAGUUCUCGAAUGGUGGCAGCAUUUGGCCCAUCUUCCACGCUUCGCUUCAGGCGAGUUCGUUUGGAGUCGCGCUGCUGUACUACCUCGCGUACGUUGUGCUGUGUCGAUUCAUUGCUCUCAACUUUAUGCUGGUUGUACUACUCCGCAACUUUGCGAUGAAAGGGGACGAACGCAGGAAAACACUGAGCGAGUUGUUCCAAGACCGAAUGUUCGCCAUGCAGCGGAUUCAUCUCUUCGACAUGUACACUUUCGUCGAGGAGUUUAGCAACCUGUACCAGGGGGAUAUCAUGAACGUCAGCUUGCCAGGAAGCGCGAAAAAGCGCGCUCAGCGAGCUCUCUCGGCUUCGGAGGCGUUCAAGGCGCGGUUGUUCAAUGUCCUGCCAACGUCCGACUUCUUAAAGCUCAAAGGGUACUACGGGACGACGAAGACCCAGCAGGACCGCAAGUACUUUCAACUCGAGCCCCCCACUCCAGCCCAAGGAAAACAGAAGAACCAAGCGAGUGUAGCUCCGAUCGAAGAU
Phytophthora sojae is the source of this 2760-nucleotide messenger RNA. RefSeq lists its product as hypothetical. NCBI's taxonomy places the organism in Eukaryota, Oomycota, Peronosporomycetes, Peronosporales, Peronosporaceae. Gene Ontology annotation, biological process: calcium ion import across plasma membrane. The record is from RefSeq and is a predicted model, not a curated record. The transcript has 2 exons. The annotation marks the transcript as partial. Gene Ontology annotation, molecular function: high voltage-gated calcium channel activity. Gene Ontology annotation, cellular component: membrane; voltage-gated calcium channel complex.